AUGGAUAAAAAGAUGCUCUCUCUUAUAAUAUUAGCUCAUGCUUCCGAUGUACUUGAAAAUGCAUUUGCACCAUUAAGUGAUCAGGACUACGAGGUUGCCAUGAAGAGAGUACGAUCUUUGCUUGAAUUAGAAUACGAUGUACAAGCGGAGAAGAAAGGAAACGAAGUGAUGUGGGCUGUUUUUGAAGCGUUUAGCAAGUGA
Molecule: messenger RNA, 201 nt
Organism: Cylicostephanus goldi
Lineage: Eukaryota; Metazoa; Nematoda; Chromadorea; Rhabditida; Strongylidae
Source: the annotation of a GenBank genome assembly